Messenger RNA from Dreissena polymorpha, 941 nucleotides. RefSeq lists its product as uncharacterized. NCBI's taxonomy places the organism in Eukaryota, Metazoa, Mollusca, Bivalvia, Myida, Dreissenidae. The record is from RefSeq and is a predicted model, not a curated record. The transcript is spliced from 5 exons. Bases 29 to 400 code for a protein of 123 amino acids.
CCCGAGGGCAGGACCUUGGAUACAUACGAUGAUAAGACGAAUCCGUUGGGCCAGCGGUCACAGAGGUUCCGAGGACAGUGACCAAACAGGGGUGCUUUCUGUUGUGAGCUGUGCAGGCAAUGCAGAUGGUACAGGCCCAGUACAUGCAGCUAUCAUAGGUGCACAGGAAACGGGGUCGACUGAACGAGAGAUGCGCAAAGUUAUCGAACAAGCAGAGAAGACACUGCUGGAGUUGCGCACUGGAGAAGAAUAUAGUUCACUUGGAGAUUCACACCAAACACAUGCAAAUAUAAAGAUGCAUGUUGAGGAAAUGAAAAAACGACUUGAUUUGAUUAAUGAAGAAUUGAAAGAUGUCCGACGAACACGUGCUGAAAGUGGUAAGGACAAUACAUGCAAUUGAUCAAGAACGAAUUUGGUCAUACAUUGACCACAUGUUUUAUCAGUGUUUCAUCAAGACAAGGGACAAGUCGCAAUAAAAUAAUGAACGUUUUCAAAAGUGUAUACACAUUUCACAUUUAAGAUUUAAUUACUUUUUAACGUUCGUAAUGUAGCCUGCCCGUAAUCAUCAGAUACAUGUUAUGAUGAUUACAAGACAGGAUUGAACAGUUAACUUCAUUACAUUAUAUAGUCGUAAAAAUGAAUUGCUAUCAAACGAGGUGUGUAUUUUAUUUGAUUGAGGGGUUAGUGAAAGCUUUCUGACGAAACAUCAACACUGAAUUAUGCCAAAACAGCUACAAAUAUAAACUUGAUGAGUUUCGUUGUACCUUAUUCAUUGUGUUCGUGUCAUUGACUAUGCCAAAAUGUCAAAUACUAAAGGUUUGAAAGCUCUUUGACGCUUUCAAUAAGCCAUAAAGUCCACGAUGCAAAAACUAGUACAAGAUUGAUUUGUUGAUUAUAAAUAAAGUCAUUUAUUUUAUGCUUUCCGGUGGUUUAUAGAGAAA